Messenger RNA from Tetrahymena thermophila SB210, 930 nucleotides. RefSeq names its product transmembrane protein, putative. Gene Ontology annotation, biological process: activation of GTPase activity; nucleocytoplasmic transport. The record is from RefSeq and is a predicted model, not a curated record. The transcript has 7 exons. Lineage: Eukaryota; Ciliophora; Oligohymenophorea; Hymenostomatida; Tetrahymenidae. Gene Ontology annotation, molecular function: small GTPase binding; GTPase activator activity. Gene Ontology annotation, cellular component: nucleus; cytosol; perinuclear region of cytoplasm.
AUGUUUUAGUUGCAAAAAGAUUUUGAAAAAAUAAAUAAAUAAGUAACUAUCACAGACUACAAAACUAUAAAAUCAAAAAAUAAAAAAUAAUAUUUAUUAAUUUAUUUAUAUCUAUAAUUUUAAUCUAAUUCAUUAAUUUUUAUUUUUUAGGAAAAUAUUUUUAUUUAGUUUUUAAAUAUUAUUUUUUUCAAAUACAAAGAAAGAAAGAUUAAUUAACUCAAUCUUAAUUAUAAAAGCUUAUAUAAAAUAAGUAUAAAAGAUUAUUAUCGUUCAAUUAUUUUUUUUAGAAAAUAAAUUAGAAAGGGUAAAAAAAAAAAGAAGAUGAUUGUUAACAAAAUUGAGGAGCUCUAAAAUUGCUUAAAUUGCUAAAUAUUAUAAAUUGAUCUGGAGAGAAAUAGAAUUUUUGAUGAAGGAGUUAUUACCUUAGGUUCUCAAUUAUCAAAAUUAACUAAUUUGGUUAAUUUAAAACUUACAUUAGAGAGAAACAAUAUUAGUGAAAGGAGCAUUUAUGAAUUAAGUAAUGACUUAACAAAAUUAACUAAUCUCUCAACUUUAUCACUAAAUUUCAAUGAAAAUAAUAUAACUUGUAAGGGAGCAGCAUAUUUAGUAUAAGGAUUAUCUAAAUUGCCUAAUAUCUAAAUAUUAAAUCUUUAACUAAGAAAAAUUAAUUUGCGUAAUGAGGGAGCAUUUGUUAUAGGCUCUGAAUUAUGUAAAUUACCAAAUCUGUUAGCUUUGAGUAUUUACUUAAGCUCCAAUUAUAUUGAUGGUGAAGGUGCUACUGCUUUAAGCUCUGAGUUAGCAAAACUAACUAACCUCUAAUCUUUGAUAGUUUACUUAUCGUAUAACUAAAUCUAAUAGCAAUAUAAGAAACAACUAAAAAGAAAGGCUUUUAAGCUUAAGAAUUUAGUCUAGUGUGUUUUUUACUUUUGA